AUGCAACAGACUUUUACUAGUGACAAAGUCUCCAUCUGCCAUAUCAAUCCAUAAGCAUGAAUAUAAAUUAUAAAAAUGUGUGUUAUGUCAUUAGGUAUAAAAGAAAAAAAUAUAGGAUCAACGCAGGACCAAAUAAUAGUUGGUAUGGUUCCCGUUUUAUAACAAGGGAUUUUUUAAGUUGAAAAAACCGAGAUACAAAAGUUUCUCACAAUUCGGUCGGAGGUCUCUCACAAAGUUUUGUUUUGUCUAAGGCUCAAUCUUCAAAAACAUCGGAUUUAUAGUCCUAUGGCCUAUUUUAAUUCCUUCUUAUCGAGACUCGUCAUAGCCCUCGAGAUCAAGAAGUUUGUAUUGCCAGUAACCAUAGAUAUAGCUAUUAUAUAUUAUGAGACACAUGUAUUCUUCCCAUUUUAUCAAUUUCCCUCUCUGUCUUAGAGAAAAAAAUUCAAUAUCAAUGGUGAUGUAUUCUGAUCUUUCCUUCUAUGUUUUAAAGUUAAAAGUGAUGCUAUAUACUGUCCAUACUGGUGCACACACACACAAUACCACAUUUCUCAAGUACAUAAUAAUAUUUUAACAGCAAGUACAAUGUAUUUAUUCAAUGUCUACUGGUAAUAGACACUUUUUUUUGUUUGGUCUAUAUUCUCGUGAUGUAAUAGUUUCGUACACUUCCCGAGAACCAGCCCGAAAAACUUGUUAAAGUCAGUUGUGGGAUCACUAUAGGCUUUUGGAGUUAUGAAUUUUUACAAGGAUUAUUUACAAAAAAUAAGAAGAUGGACUCUCGAAAGCGUUUAUCUUAUAUUACAUGAAGACAUAGUACCAAAACUAAAGCAUUAUAUAAAACUUAUUUUCAGUACUGAAUUUAAAGAUGGGUCUUACCAUACAUAUUACGGAGAUUUGAAAAAAAUUGUUAAUAGUUAUUCUUUCCAUUGGAUCGAUGUUAUGGACGAGUCUAUCAGAGUAGCAGAUAAACUCUGUUAUAAUAUUGACAAAGAAAAGCUUUUGCAUAUAAUGGAACUUACAAUUCACUUACACCAAGUGAAGCAAGUCGAUUUCGGUAGAAACUUUCUACCAAUCGAAUCAGCUAUAGAAAAACAAACAUAUGAAGAAAUAGAACGCAUGUAUAAUAUUGCUAUGGAUAAAUUAUUUCAGUUAAGAGAACAGCUGCAAUCCUUCGAUACGCAAGAAAGAGUUGAAAAAUUUGUCAAGGAGCACUUCUCACUAUCGCUAAAAAAUAAAAAUAGCAUUUUUGCCUUUACAUAUGAAUAUAUUGCAUUAGCACUGGCUAGAAACAUUGAACGAAUUCGAGUCAGCCUUGAAGAAAUUAACAAACGUGUCAGCUCAAACCUAUGCAAUAUUCAAGAAGAAUGCAAUGCCAGCCUUACCAGUCUUCUUGAUCAACUUUAUGACAAGAAUAAAGAACACAUGACUAUAUUUAGGCAAGAUAUACGUUCAUCGGUGGAAAUCGCCGAGGUUCAACGGAGUAUAACAAUUAUAAAGGACAAAAUAGAGGACUCUAAGCAUGUUCCAACAGAGCGGCUAAAAGAGGAAGUGGCCUACUGGCGGGAAAAAGUUAAAGAAUUUAAUAUUAUCUACGACACAAUAAAAAAGUUAAAUGCAGAAAGAGAUAAUUUGACAGCUGCUGAAAUUACCUACAUAGAGGUUUUAGAGAAUCCAGAGAAAACAUAUGAAUCUUCAGAGAAUUUAGAGCUGUGUGUGCGGCAGCGCUUGGAGCGACUUCACAAAUUGAGGCUCAAUGCUGCCAAAUCGCUUUUCACAUUCUUCAGCGUAAAAGGACCGGACCGAAAAUUCUAUAGUGACCAAAUCGGUACAUAUUACGUGGACGACUAUGGACAUAAAGUUUACUUCUAUGAUUACGGGCUGAACAUGUUUCAUGUUGACUGUAAAGGGGAGUUUGUUGACCUACAAACAAAUGAAAACGAUCUUUAUUUUUACGACUCUUAUGGCCGUUACACGAUAAAAAAUGGCGAAAAUCUAUACCAAGUUGCACCAUGUAGUAGUCUCUACAAGUUAGAGAACGAUGUUAGAGUUAAAGUUACAAAGGACUGCGGUCACUCUGACCGACCUAACAAGGAGUGUAAAAUGGAAGUAAAAGAUCCGUUUGACUUUGAAAUACUGCCGAAAUCUAAUGCGGUUGAUAAAAAAGAGAAACUUGAUACAGAAACUGUUAAUUACCUAUGGAACAAUUUUGGUCACAUUUUGCCCGACGCAUUACAUGAUGUUGCAAAAGCACAGCCAAAGAAUCCUAUUCACUUCUUGGCCCAUAAACUGCUUUACCACAAGUAUAGACGCACUAUUACUGAGAUUGAAAAGGAGAAACAAAAAGCUCAUGAGUAUCGUGAGCUGAUAUUCAGAAAACGUAAAGAGAAAGCAAGAGAGCUUGCAAAGAACUGGAGAGAUAAGCAAGUGAAACCUUCCAAACCCGAGGCGUCAGAUGCUUCUGAAGAAUGGUUUGCCUAUGAUACUUACGUCGCUAGACAGGAGUUUAUUAAAUCAUUAGAAAAUUAUAGCAAAUAAAUGUUAUUGUGUCAAU
Pieris napi is the source of this 2548-nucleotide messenger RNA. RefSeq lists its product as uncharacterized. The coding region runs from base 730 to 2532 and encodes 600 amino acids. The record is from RefSeq and is a predicted model, not a curated record. NCBI's taxonomy places the organism in Eukaryota, Metazoa, Arthropoda, Insecta, Lepidoptera, Pieridae. The transcript is spliced from 10 exons.